UGCUGUGGCUUCGCAAGCUCCGCUUCGCAUCUACGUCGUAUACGCACGAACGAUGGUACCCCUAACCACACGAAUGGCAGCCGUGUUGGCUGCGUGUAUGUUUCUCUCAUCUUUUUGCUCCGGUUUCAUCGUGGUACCAGCGAAGUCGUCUCCGUUAUCAGCCCAUCGAAGAGCAGCAGGUCGGCCGCCUGCAAGCAGCAGCCGUCGUUUAGAUCGGUGCGAAGGAGGAAGCUGGCUAGGAGAGCGGCCAGCAGCAGUAAACGUCAUCGUGCUGCAGGCGACGGCCGAUGAUAGUAACGAGCAGGUCCGCGAACAACCAACGCAGGAGGCAAGCUUGGCGGCAGCACGACAAGAGGCGGCGAGGAGCAAGCAGUUGAACAUCGCGUGCAACGACGUCGUCCGCACCAUCCUGGACGGCAACCCAACCAACGAGAAGGAGAGGGCCGAGGCCCUGCGGCAAAGAUUGAUCGCGCAGAAGGACGACCUGGUCUCCCCGGAGGACGACAUGUCGGCGCUCUUCUUUGACAACCUGCUCUUAGUGUGCGAGCACGAGCUGCACCCUGACAUCGGCAUCCUGCGGGGGCAGUACGGCAAGGCUUGGAACACCAUUCUGCACUACAUCGAAGACGCAGGGUGGCAGCUCACGGAUCCCCCGUUUUCGAUCUCAGGGUAGAUUUUGGUUUGGAUAGAUACAACGUCGAAACGUAGCUUCGUUUUUAUGCCAUGUAGAGACGCUAGAGCAGAUUGUAUGCGUUGCGAGCGCGCAGCGAACAUCCCAAAGCGUACCCGGCUUUUGUAUUCCAUGUUCGUUGUAGAGUGUCGGUGUUUCUUGGUGUCUAGUCUUGUUCUGGGCUUGUUUUUGCUCGGUGUUUGUAUGGUCGUGUUAUUUUGUUCAUCCGGUGGUGACGUGUAGUUCGAACACCUCCACAACUUGCUCAAAAGCAAAGCACGUGGAUAUCAGAGCGGACACAGUUGUUUCGAAGAGAGAUUUUGAUCAAUUUUGUUUUCUGCCUUUUUUCGGCACAAGCAGUCUCGGUUUCCUCCGCCGAGAGUUCCGGAGGCGAUCACGUGCAUACUCGCAUCGGUUUCUCCUUUUGCUGCCACGCACGAGCGCAAUCGAUCGGUGGGUCAUAGUCCUACCCUCAUA
This is a messenger RNA of Ectocarpus sp. CCAP 1310/34, 1147 nucleotides long. NCBI's taxonomy places the organism in Eukaryota, Phaeophyceae, Ectocarpales, Ectocarpaceae. The record is from the annotation of a GenBank genome assembly.